This is a messenger RNA of Aphanomyces invadans, 709 nucleotides long. RefSeq lists its product as hypothetical. Bases 43 to 648 code for a protein of 201 amino acids. Lineage: Eukaryota; Oomycota; Saprolegniomycetes; Saprolegniales; Verrucalvaceae. The record is from RefSeq and is a predicted model, not a curated record. The transcript is spliced from 2 exons.
CAAAAUUAGCACGACGUUGCCGCGGCCGCCCCAGGAGCAUCGAUGCCACGCAGUCACCGUCACCGCGACCACGACAUCGACGAACUGUCCGGUUGGAGCAAUGCGCCCGACGGCGACCAUCAAGCAGGGUAUGACGAGAUGGACCAGCUCGAACGGUUUACUCUGGAUUGGUCGAAACCCAAGGCAAGGGAUGCUAGCGGGGGUAGGAGGCGCAUGCGGGAGAAGAAGCGACCGCACCGCCGGAAGCUCUCGUUUGACGAUGGCAUAUCUACGCCCCCGUCUGGCGUGCAACGCAUUGUCGUCGUCGUCCAAACGUCGAAACAGCGCCAUUCCGCGCCAGAUCCACCGACUCCGACGAUCACAUUCACGUCGCCUAGCAAAGACGUAGCCAACACUUCCCCGCGUCGUCAAACCGUCGAAGACCGCUGGCGCUUGACAUCUCCUCGGCGCAUGAAAGCCCUUCCGACGAACCCGCUCCAGACCACAAACGUACCAUUGCCUCUGCUUCGCAAAGCGGUCGACGACGCCCUUCGGCCGGCUGAGAUCCCCAAAGUUUCACCACGCGACCUGGUAUCGCCCGUUGGUGCGUCCACAAAAAGCAAGCCAGCAAGGUCCCACCUCCUGCGAGUUUGGCCCCUCGUCGUGUAGCUUGGCGUGAUCGAUGAUAUUUAUGGCAAGUCGCCGCCCAAACCAACGUGUGGCAUCUUCC